Molecule: messenger RNA, 4978 nt
Organism: Ostrinia nubilalis (European corn borer)
Lineage: Eukaryota; Metazoa; Arthropoda; Insecta; Lepidoptera; Crambidae
Product: lysine-specific demethylase 5-like
Exons: 1
Coding region: 436-2871 (811 amino acids)
Biological process (GO): chromatin remodeling; regulation of DNA-templated transcription
Cellular component (GO): nucleus; chromatin
Molecular function (GO): histone H3K4me/H3K4me2/H3K4me3 demethylase activity; DNA binding
Source: RefSeq, a predicted model, not a curated record
AGCCGAUUGGCGAUUGUGUUGUGAACGAAUACGACGAUUACGACGAGAGCGACGAGUACAUACGAGUCGUCUAAAAAAGUUAUGGAUGGCAAUCAGUGGCAUUUGUGUUUAGUGUGUGAAUUGCCUACUAGCCGGGAAAUCAAUAAAUAAAUAAAAUUUCUGAGGCUGAUAGAUAGUACAAUUUUAAUAGAAGUGAUUUUAUUAUACAACACAUGUGAUAACAUCUAUCUUCCAUCAUUUCCAAGUGCAGUGUUGACGAAAAAUAAUUGAAGAACGUUGUGUACUACGAUCCUAAAAUUUUAGGAGCCAUUUACACAUGGCGAGAAGUCACGUAGACUUUUCUUUUGUUGAUAAAAUGUUCGUGGCUAUCUGAUUGUGGAAAUAAAGAUAAUUAUUUGUGGUGUGAGAAUAUCUGACUAACUACAGUGCUCAACAAUGGAUAGCAAGAAUAUCCAAAAAAAUGCUAUGCAGAAAAGCGCAGAAUUUACUUUUCGAAUACCACCGGAGGCACCCGUAUUCGAACCUACGCCUGAAGAAUUUUUGGACCCAUUGGGAUAUAUCGCCAAGAUUCGACCAGCUGCUGAAAAAACGGGAAUAUGCAAAAUAAAACCACCUGCGCGAUGGCAGCCCCCGUUUUCGUUAGAUGUCGAUAAAUUAAAGUUCGUCCCACGAAUACAGAAAGUAAACGAACUGGAAGCCAUAACGCGUUUGAAACUUUUGUUUCUUGAGAAGAUAUUAAAGUUUUGGGAUCUACAAGGCUCUUCUCUUAAAAUUCCUAUGAUAGAAAAUAAAACGUUAGAUCUUUAUUGCCUAAAGUUUUGGGUCGAUGAAGAAGGGGGAUUUGAAAAUUGUAACACACCUAAAAAAUGGCGUAAGAUCGCCAACGCUAUGGGAUACAGUCAGAAUGCCAAUACAAUGAAUUUUCUCAGAAGUAAUUAUGAGAAAAUAUUGCUUCCUUACGAAAUAUUCGAGAAAAGCAAAGCAGAUAUAUUGAAAACCGUAAAAAAGACUGAACCUAAAAACGAAAUCAAAGAUGAACAUGAUAAUAGUAAACCACUGUUUAGAGAAAUAUCAGUGGAAUCCAUCACUAAACAAAAACACGAAAAUGAUUUCAAAGAGGAAAAACCAAAUACAAGCUUUAUCAAAAAAACAAAAACAGGAUCUGAUAUUAAAAUUGACCCAGAUUUUAAUAACACUGAAGAAAUUAAACGUAAUAGAGAAUUAAGAAGACUAGCUUGCUAUGGACCGGGACCAAAAAUGCCAGGGCUAAAUGAUGAAGAGUUUGAUAUCACAAAAUGUAGAAAAAGACCCAGAUAUGAUUUAGACCCUUUGGCAAUUUACAUGUGUGCCAUUUGCCAAAAGGAUAAUAGAGAUGACCAACUCCUGAUAUGCAAUAGUUGUAAUGAAACCUACCACACUUUUUGUCUUAAGCCGCCACUAAAUAUGAUACCUGAUGGUGACUGGCGUUGUCCAUGUUGUAUUGCAGAGGAGGUUCAUAAGCCUGCAGAAGCAUUUGGAUUUGCUCAAGCUGAAAGAGAAUAUACUCUUCAACAAUUUGGAGAAAUGGCAGAUAAAUUUAAAUCAGAUUACUUUGGAAUGUCUGGUCAUUUAGUUCCAACAUCUGUUGCAGAAAAAGAAUUUUGGAGAAUUAUAUCAUCAGUAGAAGAGGAUGUUACAGUGGAGUAUGGUGCUGACCUGCAUUCAAUGGAUCAUGGUUCAGGCUUCCCUACAAAGUCCUCAUUAAAUCUAUAUCCAGGUGAUCAGGAGUAUGUAGAUUCUGGAUGGAAUUUGAACAAUCUUCCAGUCUUAGAUGGUUCAGUACUAAGAUUUAUAAAUGCCGACAUUUCUGGUAUGACUGUGCCAUGGAUGUAUGUUGGUAUGUGUUUUUCUGCAUUUUGUUGGCACAAUGAGGAUCAUUGGAGUUAUUCUAUCAAUUAUUUACAUUGGGGUGAAGCAAAAACUUGGUAUGGAGUUCCAGGAACUGGAGCUGAAUUAUUAGAAACUGCCAUGAAGGCUGCUGCCCCUGACCUAUUUAAAUCUCAGCCAGAUUUGCUGCACCAGUUAGUUACUAUAAUGAAUCCUAAUAUACUCAUGGAUGCAGGUGUUCCCCUGUACAGGACUGAUCAAAAUGCUGGAGAAUUUGUUGUUACUUUUCCUAGAGCAUAUCAUGCAGGCUUCAAUCAGGGUUAUAACUUUGCUGAAGCAGUAAAUUUUGCACCUCCUGAUUGGCUUAGAAUUGGUCGUGAGUGUAUUAUCCACUAUAAAAAUUUAAAAAGAUUUUGUGUAUUUUCUCAUGAUGAACUUAUUUGUAAGAUGGCACUUGAAGGUGACCGGUUAGAUUUGGAAACUGCUUUGGAAACUCAAAAAGAAUUGGCUCGAGCAACUGAUGAAGAGAGUGCACUGAGGCAAAAGAUAUGGAACAAAGGUUUGGUGACCAAAAAGAGAACUGCUUUUGAGUUACUUGGUGAUGAUGAACGGUUGUGUGAAGUAUGCAAAACCACUUGCUUUUUGUCUUCUGUUUCAUGUCCUGAUUGCAAACAUAUGUCAUGUUUACAACAUGCAGAAGAGUUUUGUCAGUGUCCAAUGCAACAGAAAGUUUUGAAUUAUCGAUAUGAUAUGGAAGAGUUGUUUAUUAUGUUGCAAACUAUUGAUUUUAGAGUCAACAGUUUUCAUAAGUGGAUGGCUGAUGCAAAAAAUAUACUACUGCCAACUGCUCCAGAUAUUGGUCGACUCCAGAAACUGAAAGUAUUAAUAGAUGAAGCAGAUGAACUCAAAAUUCCAAAAUCCACAAUACUAGACCAGUUGAAAGAAGAGUAUACAAAAGCUACAGAAAAUGUGGAACCUAUUGUAAUUGAGUUAGAUGAUGAUUGAAAUCAUUCAGAAGGAAUUUGGUGUAGUACAAACUAAUUUGGCUAAUAGAUACUAAAAUUUCACAUUUAGAUAAUCUAAAUUUAAUGUAGAAUAUAAACAAAACCAGGCUUCCUUCAUUUAUUUAUAGUUUUUUUUAAUUUUAUUGGUAAAUAAAAUAUCAAUCAAAUUAAAAUUCUGUUAAUAUCUUGUCAGUUAUUAAUGAUUGUAAUAAAUUUCUUCCUUUAUGUUUAAUAAAUUUUAAUUUCAGAAAAUUAAAAGGGUGUCAAUUGCAAUUCAACAUUAAAAAACUAAAAGAUUUAUAUGCCAAUAAUUUUAAUAUUAAAUCCAAAUUUAAAUUAAGAAACCCUGGUCUAACCCUGUUUCUACAACUAAUUGAAAUUGAAAAUUAAAAUCCCAAAGUAGCAGAUUUAAAAAAAAAAACACAUUUUCGAUGAAAUAAAUUAUACUUGCAUAAUUUUAUAAGACGGUACUAAACACAAAAAAUAAAUAAAUAAUUAUACACUGGGGUUUUAUGUGGUUCAAAUUUUAUUAUCUGACACUCCACUGUACAUACCUAUUUUUCCGUAGUUCCAGGUGUCCUAUGUUUGACACUAAUUUUGUCAUACCAAAUUAGUACCUACUUCUUAGGAUAUUAUUAUUAAUAAGCUUUAAAGAUAUAUUGUGUUAUUAUUAGUGCCCCCACUUCUAUUGUAAGUUAUUGUCUGUAUGAUUGAUAAAUCUAUUGGGUACUGUAAAUAUUUUUUCAUGAUAAAAUAUUGUGGUAUUAAUAGUAAAAUUUAAUAAUGUUUUAAUAUUUUUUCUUUCAAAUAUUGCAAGUGUUCCCACCGUACCACAAUAUUGUAAUAUUAUUUAUGUGAUAUGAUUGAGUUAUUAUAAAGUUUACAAUAGUCAUCUGGCUGGAGGCAUGGUCAUGUCUAGAGUUAUUAUGUUUAUUUUAAGUUAUACAUAUUUUCAACUAAUUGUUAUAAAGAGAUCAUUUAGAGUGAUGAUAAAGGAAGUAAUAUUUAUUUGGCCAACGAUCAUAAACAUCCUAUACAGGGUGUUAGGUAAAUGGGUAUAUGAGCCGACACUAGCCCAUGUUAACAUGGUCAUAUAAAUGGUAUGGUGAAGUCAGAAAAUUGAUAUCUUCAUUUUAAUUUUCAUACAAAUCCGAUUUUAUAAAAUUUAUUUUGUAUGAAAAUUAAAAAAAAAAUGAUGGUAUCAAAUUUAUAUACCAUACCAUUUAUAUGACCAUGUUAACAUGGGCUAGUGUCGGCUCAUAUACCCAUUUACCUAUCACCCUGUAUAAAAGAUAGUCUUUGCAGAUGGUGAGAUAGCACAUCUUGCACUCGUAUAACAUUCAAAACGAGUGUGAAUAUUAUUAGGUAUUAUUAAUUACGUAUUUCGUUUUCUUCUGAAUUUCUGAUCUCAGUAUAAAAUCUUUCAUAAUAUUUAGUCUUAAUAUUUCGUAGUAAAGCGAUUAUUACUUAAAUGUACCUAUGUAAGUUUAAUCAUUUUCGUUAUGAAUAAAUGUGAACAUGAAAAAAUUCAAAUCAUAACUGAAAUGUAAUCAUAGCUUCAUUGCAUACUAUUUAAACUAGGUAUUUUUAUUUAUCUGACAAAUAAUCGACGAAGCGAUAAAGAGUAAUUUUGUAAAAGAGGGUUUCUACGGAAUCUUUUAAAGGCUAUGAAAUGUAUGUAAAUGUUGAGUGUUCAAGUACUUUUUCGAGGGGUAUCUGUGUUAGUUCACAAUUACAAUUAAUUUAGCCAUUAGGUAGCUAAUAGAUAUUGCUUUUAAGUAUUACAUAAGUGUAAACAAUUAUCUUACUUUCCUUAGCAUUAUUUUGUAUUACAAUUAAUUUGAAUUAUGCCAUUGUUUGACUGAUUGCUUGUAUAUUUAUAUUUUUGUAUGGCAAAUAUCACAACUAUUUAGCUUGAGCGUAGCUAUAAUAUUAUGUUCAAAUUUAAUUUUUCAUAAGUUUUUAUUUGCACUGUGAUUGAAACUAUUUUGUAAUUUGCAGAAUAUUAAGACAAAUAAGCAUGUAUAAUUAAUGAAAUAUUUGGAGUGAUUAUAAUUAAUAGUAAGUAAUGAAACUUUAAGUGUUAAUAAAUUAAAUUCUCAUACUUA